GAGUCAAGCUCAAUCUCGAGUUGAGUUUACCCGAGUCGAGUUUUAACCGGAUCGAGCUCGAGUAGUUCUCGAGUUCCGUUGUCUCACCAGCAUAUUGUAAAGCAUGGCUGAUUUCAAAUCAAAGGUGAAUUGGUGAGCAAUACUCUCUCUGCAAUAUCAGAUAUUUAAGUGGCGGACUUUAGCUUUGUGGGUGUACUUUUGAGCAAAGAGAGACGCAUAAAAGGGGAAAAUGAGCCGUAACAAGAAGAACAUUAAAGAUGAGAAUGAUGAGGUUGAAGAAUUGCUCAGGGCUGCAGAGGACGCAGCUUUACUAAAAAUGAACCUCAACUCGCAUACUGUUCAUCCCUCCCCAUCUGAUUUACACCCGGACCUAGAGCAGCGAUUUCGGGAUCUUAAGUCUGGCUCUAAAUCAAAAGCAAAGCAAGAAAGCAUGACCAGAAAAAUGCCACAACCACAGCCUUCCCAAGUACCCAAAGAGGUUGAGGAGGAUGACUUAUUAUCUAGAUUCGCAGCUUUGAAGGCCUCUCUGCCCAGGCCAUCUCCCUCCAUUUCCUGUUCAUUAAUGGGUGCUGAGACCUCGGAUAAGCUUGCUGGUGGUAGUUUGGGCGGUGAAGCUAACAUAGAUGACGAUGAAGAAGACGAAGUUGAGAAGGUUAUAAGGUGGGCUAUGGAUGCCGCUCGUCUUGAUCCAUCUCCAUCUUCUGAUGAUGAGGAGAUUGAGGAUGAUACCAAAUCUGAUGAUGAUUCUGAUGACAAUGAGACCAGUGACGAGGAUGCUGAGACCUCGAAAAGGAAUCCAAAGGGACAACACAAAUAGUCCAUAUCUCUCAAUGUAGCGCUCAACAGAUUUCCGGGCAUCAAGCGACAUCAUCUGGAGCACUUGACGGUGGCCCUGAGGAUAGUUUUGAUUAACUGACAUCCCAAGCUUUACGUACUUGCGAACAUAAUUCUCAUAGAUGUAUGCCGCGCCAUUGAAGAUUGGUAACACCAACCACAUGCAAAACAAGAGCUUUACAUAUGGCCAGAAAGGAAGCCUGCAACAUUUUUUUGGUGAAUUUAUUUUAUUGACUUUCCAUUUUCUUAUGAGUUGAUUUAUGUAUGAUAAAAUCACAAUCACCAUGUAUAGAUUAAUUAAUACAAAUACCAUUGAAGGAUUGUCCAACAUGUGAGCUCAAAUAGAGUUGUCAAAGAAUAAAGAACCCAGUAUGUAAGCCAUUGUUGA
Spinacia oleracea (spinach) is the source of this 1222-nucleotide messenger RNA. RefSeq lists its product as uncharacterized. NCBI's taxonomy places the organism in Eukaryota, Viridiplantae, Streptophyta, Magnoliopsida, Caryophyllales, Amaranthaceae. The record is from RefSeq and is a predicted model, not a curated record. Bases 230 to 817 code for a protein of 195 amino acids. The transcript is spliced from 3 exons.